CUCAAUCACUGUCCAAUAAGAAUUUUCGAAACAAAAUAAUAUAAUUGUCAUAAAACAGAGUAGUAGCUUCCAGUUGCAAACUACAUCUAAUUUGACAGAGGACUGAAUAUAGGACAUGCGACCUUAACAUUUUCCUUCUACGAAAAGGAUAAUUGCUUAAAUCAAUGCACAAACACACGUUGAUAAAAGCAUGCUAAUUUUGGGUUAAAACACUUAACACAACGAGGACCUGUCUGCAAAGGUGCUUUAUCUAACCUUAACUUGAUAAACGCUGCACAAAUUUUAAUGCAAUGGAUGUAUAAUAUGAAUAAUGCACAAUGCGUAUGCAGGGCCUAGCCUCGUGAUAUAGGUGGCUUAAUUGGCCUAAUAGUGGAUGUUAACGAUUUGAACACUGGAUUAUAGAUGGACUUAUCAAGAUUAUAGAAACACAUGUUAAAUACGAUUAAUAAAGGUAAAGUAGUUACAGUUGUUUUGUAAAAAUAGAAAGUGUUUGUACAAAGAUAAAUGGAUCAGCCGAAGUCUAGACCAGACACACUUCAAUUUACAGAAUCUGAGUCAGAGCUCCCCGGUGCGGAUCUUGACAUGCCACUUCCUAUGGACUUUGGACGUCUGUCCCCCGGAACUGUUGUAUUUCACCACACAAAAGUGAAAUUUGUCCAAGUGUUUGCACAGAGGUCUUCUGCAGACACGAGAGACCACGGGUCUGAAGCUGAUACAGAAACACGCAUUCAUGUUUCAACAAACACACAGGCAGAGUGUGAAGUCGGUAAUACAAGCAACGAAGACAAUGCAACAGAAGAAGAGUGCCAUGUUGACAAAGAUUCCAGAGAGGAGAUAAUCAGAAUAAACCUUGAGAAACACCUGAUAUACAUCAGUCAUUUUAUCAAUCCAGAUGAUCUGAUUUUACAUCUGCACUGCUUUUCUGAAGAACAAAAGUCAGAUAUUCUCUCGGAGAAAAAUCACAUAAAGGCAUCAAGAAAGGCCCUAGAAAUGUUAUUACAUGAUGUUGAGGAACCAGGGAGAUUUGUUGAACUGAGGGAUGCUCUUUCUGAAAAUGAUGGUAAUCCAAAGAUUGUGAGUAUCUUGGACGGCAAAUACAGUCCAGAUGAUCAGAACUUCGUCAAGGUUGUAGACAUCUUUACAUCCAAAAUAAUCGAGCGUCUAGAACCAUCAGAAUUAUUGCUCCAUCUACUGCAAAACGGCGUUUUCAAACAAAUGGAUGUAGAAGAAAUAAGAGGGAGGAGAAAAACCAUGGGAAGAUGAGAGCUGCUUGUGUUUUACUGAUGUACUUACCACGUCGCACUGUGGACUGGUUCAGAUGUUUCUUGCGGGUCUUGCAAUUGAUUAAUUGUGACCUUGAGGAUAUUGCCGAAAUGCUUGAUCCAGACAUGUUUAAAGAUAUUAAACAAGUACAGGCAAAUGUACAAAACCGUGGAAUAGCUUCCAUUAUAAGUUCCAAUGAACCUAGAAGUGCAAAAUCAAAAGUACCCUCAAAGCCUAAGUUUAGAUUGUCGCCAAGUAAAAUGAAUAAUGAUACAAGUAAAAUGAAGGACAGUUUGCGUUCAAAUGCAGCACAUGAAAGCUCCGGUACGACGAAGUCGGACCCAUAUGCAAACGUUGUAAUGGCAUCAGAAACAGAGUUGCGUCUUAUGAGAAACGAUAAAGCUGCAUUCAGUGAAGAACCACACGCACCAGUACUGGAGCUAAUUAGUGCAAAUAGAAAUGAUGAAACACCAUUAAAUGAAAAGAUUCAUGAAUCAGAACCUGAAGUAUACAAUUCAAAGAUAAUGCAAAGAUAUGCAGUUUGUGAAAUGACAUGCGGUAGACGUAUAACAGUUAUGAAAGGAUCAUUAGUGAAUCUUAGAGUAGAUGUAAUGGUAAACACUACAGACAAGGCUCUUUCAUUAACAACAGGGCUUGCAAAGACCAUAAGUGAAAAAGGAGGAGAAAAGAUAAAAACUGAUCAGGUGUAACAAAUAUUUUCAAAAGGAAGGAAGCAUAGAUGAGGGAGAAGCAUUUGUAAGCGAGGCUGGUAGUCUACCUGCUAAACAUGUGGUGCACGUGAAUAGCCCAAUCAAGAGAGAAGGGACGGAAAAUGAGCACAGAUUACUCGGACAAACAGUCAGGAAUGCAAUGAUGCAAGCAUCAGUUAAAAACGCCAAGACAAUAGCAUUGCCAGCAAUCAGUUGUGGAACUUCUGGAUUUACAUCGAAGAAGGCGACAGGACUGAUAGUGCGUGCAGUGAGAAACUUCUUUCGGGAGGACCAAUCGAGUAGUUUGGAGCAUGUAUACCUUGUAGACAUUACCCCACAAACUGCCAAAAGGUUUCAAGAAGCUUUGUGCCGUGAAUUCAAAGAUGACACGAAAUGUGUUGUAGAGGUGAUGAAAGAAUCCUAAUAACAAAAUAUAAAUCGCAGGUCAUCGGCUAUAUAACUAUAUGUUUCCUGUGCUAAUUAGAUGAAACUGAAAUAAUUAUUAUGUUAUCAUAAAAUAAAACACUUAAUGAAUGGCUUACUGGUCAUUAGUUAAAACGUCGGGUCGCGCGUAAUAAUUUUUAUUAUUGGCCGGCAAGCCAUUCGGACCGAGCGCCAGAUUUGAUUACUGUACUCGUCACAUAAUAAUAGUGUUAUAUAUUACAUGACUCGUUAUAUAAAUCACCGGUCUAUAUCUAAUACAUGUUUACUGAUCUAAUAAACUAAACAUUUAAAAAUAAAACUAUGAAAUUUGAUUUCUUAUGUCGUGUAAUGAAACACCUAUUAAAUGGCUCGACUGUCAAUAGUCAAAACUAUUGAUCUUCGGACCUCGGACCACAGCUUUUACUAUUGACAGUUUAGUCAUUCAAAAAGUGUAUGAUAUUUAGAAGACGGUGCAAUGAUUUCUUUGAGAAAUUUCGAUUUAGCUUCUACAAGGACCAGUUUUGUUAAUGCAUUCAUUAUUAGGGCGAACAUGCAUAUUGUUGCAGUUGUGCAUUUAUUAAUAUGAUGAAACAUGUAAAAUAUGUCACUAGGUCUCCAAUACUGCAUGAAAUAUACCCCCUUUUUACUGAUUAAUUUUCACUCUUUUUAUUACUAACGGAUUUAUUUCACGUUUUAUAAUAGUUAUCGCAAUUUUAUGAGACAUUACAUUUACUUAGAAUUUCGUGUUUCAGUUUAGGUGCACUUUCACUCUGUCUAUGCUUUUACUAAAUUGACCCGAUUCAAAACACUGCAUCAAUCACAUCAUGUGACAAAGGUUCAUUACUCUGACAAAUGUUCAGUGAGUUAUUCCCCUUUAUACUUAUACUUUCAUGUUAAAGGUUUAUUGCAUAUUAUCUCUGUAAUUACUAAAUGGAUUUUAUAUUUUACAUCAUCACCCACAUCAUGAAUGACGAGACACAUGAACUGUACAUGGCGUGGCAUUUUCAUUCUAUGAUGAAUGGAGUAAUAGGGGGCGCCAGUACCUUCCAAUUUUCUUAAUAUAACUUGCUUACUCAGUAAUGCGGGGAAUUUCUCAUUCCAUUGAUAGAAUUAGUUAUCUCAAAUAGGCCCAUUUUAAUUUCCAGCAUCGAAAUAAUAGAGCACCCUGUCCCCUUUAUUAGCCCCUGUACUGUUUGUUGGGUUGUUUAAUGAAAUUGAUAAAGAAAUUAAUUAUUCGCUACAAUUUGGUUAUAAGUAGAUUCAGCACACAUAAGUUAGAUACAUUGGAUGAGGGUUUUUUUAACAACUGAAGAAAAUAUCUAAAGUGAAAGAUGCGCACUGGCAAUUUUAAUGCUUAACUCAGCGUCGUAUAAUCCGCUUUUAAUUCUAGAAAAAAAGUCACUUUUGAACUGGACUUUAUUGAAGAACAGGAUGAGAGUUCUAUGGAAACAGGUCCAUGCGAUUGCAAAUAAAAUGAGUAUUUUGAAGUGAUCGUCUUUAAGCACAGAAGGCAAGUUACAUGAAAGUGUAAAAUUAAAUAGAUUCUUGAAAUACGCAGAAAGCAGACGUUUCGACGGAAUAAACUUGAGAGGAGCAUUUCCUGGGAAAGGGCCGCAAUGACCCCACAUGAAUAUGACAGACAGAGACCAAGUUCGUAUUGUUUAUUUUACUACAAUUAUGAUCAGUUAUAAUUCUUGUCAAUCUGGAAAAGACCUAGAAGAAAUUUUGGAUCGCUUAAACUUGUACUUCCCUGCUUCUUUUGGAUAUGAUAUGCAACGGGUUUAAACGUCCCAGCGCCACGGUGAUCAGUUUCGUCUUUUCGCUCUGGCAUCGCACGUUAUUUUAGCUUUUAAUUUGCAGCCUGCGCUAGCACAUCAAUACAAAGCUUAUCAAACUUUGAUUCAAAAUAGUAUACAUGUACAUGUAUUUGUACAUAGUACCCUGCAACUUCAACUUUCAUUAAUGUUGCCAAGGAUUAUUUCUUGAUGCCGAUAAAUCUGAAAUAUU
Molecule: messenger RNA, 4403 nt
Organism: Mercenaria mercenaria
Lineage: Eukaryota; Metazoa; Mollusca; Bivalvia; Venerida; Veneridae
Exons: 7
Coding region: 505-1263 (252 amino acids)
Source: RefSeq, a predicted model, not a curated record